GAGGCAAGUCUGGGCCGCUGCUGAAGGGAAGAUCUCAGAGGAGGUCGUGGGACACAAGGGACAGCUCCCCGUGUGCCCACACCAGAGAGGCCACGUGUCCCCGACGUGUGGGUACCGCUUCACCGCCACCUCAGCGAGUGCUCACUGUGAACUGGGCCUGGCCUGGCAAAGACUACAGGGGACAAUGCACAGGGCCCUGCCUCAUGGAAACCUCAUCCCAGGAGGGGGAACUGGCGAAGAGAAAGAAAGAAGAGGCAGAAGAAUAAAAAAGAAUUGCAAGUGCCAUGAAGAAAAGCAAAAGGAUGCGAAGAGUGAUGGGGCUUCCUGCUCAGCUGUCUGAAAACGUGGUCAACCGCAUGAAAGAUCCCGGCCAGCCUUCCAGAGUGGGGCCGCUGACCCCUCCAGCUGCCGCCCUUGUCUCCUCUGAAGGCCGGGAGAAAGAGUCUAAAUCGCCCAGGCCGGAGAGUGGCGGCGGCCGGCGGCCCUCGGGGGCGGAGGUGGAUCGUCUCGGGAGGUGUGACAGGGAGCAGGCCGUGGUCCAGGACGAGCUGCUCCAGGUGGCGACGAGGGACAUAGAGGCGGCUGCCAGGCCCCGGAGCGCGUCCCUGCGGCAGGGGGAGGGCGGCACGGACCCGGGGACGCAGUGGUCCGCCCAGCUGGCCGGGGAGCUGGAGAGCCGAGAGGCAGAGCUGAGACGCCGCGACGCCUUAUACAAGGAGCAGCUCGGGCGCCUGGAGAGAAUGUCGAGACGUACAGACUGUCUUCACAGCAGUUCCACAAGGCAGCCUCGAAGAUGGAGGGUGCGAUCAAGCCCCGCAGGGUGGAGCCCGUGUGCUCGGGGCUGCAGGCCCAGAUCCUGCGCUGCUACCGCGAGCGCCUGCAGGAGGUGCUGCUGUGUGCGGACCUGGUCAAGGCCUACCAGCACUGCGUCGGCUCGGCGCACAAGGGUUGACGCAGGCCCGCUCCGGGCCCGGCAGUGACUUGGAGCCUGAAGAGGGGACCCGUUGUGGGACCACAGUCCAGAGACCGCAGGCGGCCGGCUCCCCUGCUGGCGCCUCCGAUGCCCCCGUGCUGGAGAAGUAGCGUGUGUGCCCCUGUCCUCAGACAAAUAAAGCAGGCGU
This is a messenger RNA of Physeter macrocephalus (sperm whale), 1121 nucleotides long. RefSeq names its product coiled-coil-helix-coiled-coil-helix domain containing 6 (gene CHCHD6). Gene Ontology annotation, cellular component: MICOS complex; mitochondrion. The transcript has 8 exons. Bases 285 to 980 code for a protein of 231 amino acids. NCBI's taxonomy places the organism in Eukaryota, Metazoa, Chordata, Mammalia, Artiodactyla, Physeteridae. Gene Ontology annotation, biological process: cristae formation; DNA damage response. The record is from RefSeq and is a predicted model, not a curated record.